UUGCAAACUUCUUCUUCUUCUACUUUCUCUGUUAAUUGCUCCAUCUGAUGAGGACUUUGUGCCGGAAUUUACAUCGGGAAGAUGGGUUGGAGACGGUGCUGGAAGUCCCGGUGCCGGAGGAGAUGUUCCCGUCGACACAAAAGAACAAGUCAUGGCAGAGUAUGAAGAGCUGGAUGAAAUACCUUACCGAGAGAUCAUCUCCGCCGGUUUUACGUGGCCGGAGAGCCGAACUCCAGCUCCUGCUUGGCGUCGUCGGAGCGCCGCUUAUUCCUCACCCUAUCCCCUCUCACUGCCGCUCCUCCUCUCGGAAAAAAAUCAACGAUCAUCCCAUUGAGGCGUCGAUGGCGAAGUACAUCGUGCAGCAGUACGUGGCGGCAGCCGGCGGGGAAAGUGCUUUGAACGCCAUUGAUAGUAUGUACGCAAUGGGGAAGGUGAAGAUGUCGGCGUCGGAAUUCAUUUGCGGAGACGGGCUGGGCUUGAACAAUAAUGGGAAGGUGAUGAAAGUCAAGAGCGGUAAAAGCGGGCCGGGUGAAAUGGGCGGGUUUGUUCUUUGGCAGAAGAGGCCCGAUCUCUGGAGCUUGGAGCUGAUGGUUUCCGGCUGUAAAAUCAGCGCCGGAAGUGACGGCAAGGUGGCAUGGCGGCAGACUCCAUGGCACAGCUCUCACGCUUCUCGUGGCCCACCCAGGCCCCUUCGUCGUGCUUUACAGGGUCUUGAUCCAAAAUCAACGGCGGAUUUAUUCUCGAACUCGAUCUGCACCGGCGAGAAAACGGUGAACGGAGAAGACUGCUUCGUACUGAAGCUGGAGGCGGAGCACUGUGCUCUGAGAUCAAGAAGCAGGGGCAACGUGGAGAUCAUUCGGCACACGGUGUGGGGGUAUUUCAGUCAAAGAACAGGCCUGUUAGUCCGCCUCGAAGACGCUCACCUUCUCCGGAUCAGAUCCGCCGCCGGCGACUGCUUCUGGGAGACGGCGAUGGAGUCAGCCAUCCGAGAUUACCGCACCGUUAACGGCGUCAACAUCGCGCACGCCGGGAAAACGUCCGUUUCGCUGUUCAGGUUCGGGGGAAACUCCCAAGGACACACCCGAACCAGGAUGGAAGAGGCUUGGAGCAUCGAGGAAGUGGACUUCAACAUUAUGGGACUUUCCGGCGACUGUUUCUUGCCGCCGAGCGACUUAAUGAAGGAAGACGACCACGACGACGAUGAGAAGUGUGGGUAUGCCAUAAAAAAUGGGGUUACCGGAAAAUUGAGAUUGGGAAUGAAACUUAGAGAUUUCGGCGCCGGAAAAGGGGUUUCAAAGAUUGUUGCGAUUGAGGAAGAUGGCUAUGUAAACAUUGAGGAUUAUGAAGAGUUGUAACUUUUUCCCCGCACUUAGAAGAUACUAUGCAGUGGUUGUUCCUUCGUUCGGAGACGAGAUUAUAUUCCACCUAUUCGAUUAUGCAACAGUAAUUCAUUCGUUAUGAGACGAGAUUAUGUUCGGCCUAUAUAUUGAAGAGUUGUAAACUUAGGGUAAUAUAUAUAUGUAUGUAAUGUUGAUAGGUUGCGGUCAAUUUUGUACAUAUAGCACCGCAUAUGGUGUCAUAUAUACACUCCUAAGGUAUGUUACGUUAGCUAGCACGUAACAACUCACCUGGCCUGCAGUGUUGGGUUGGAGUUUAAUUUGGAGCGUUACGUUAUUUAUAUAUGUAAGUCUUGCAUGGGACAUUUUUUAAGGUACAAUGGAUAUGAUACAAAUUUACAUA
Molecule: messenger RNA, 1740 nt
Organism: Ipomoea nil (Japanese morning glory)
Lineage: Eukaryota; Viridiplantae; Streptophyta; Magnoliopsida; Solanales; Convolvulaceae
Exons: 3
Coding region: 48-1355 (435 amino acids)
Source: RefSeq, a predicted model, not a curated record